GCCCUGUUUUCCCAUCACCUGGUCUACCUUCUUUUCAAAAUGUGGGAAGAGGAUUAUGACACAGAACACCAUGGUGUUGGUAGAAAAAGAGACUAUUCCCCAGUGUCUUGGAGUGAAUAUUUUGAGAUGAUGGAUGACGUGGUUGUGGGAUCAGGAGAAAACAAAGACAGCUAUCGAGUUUAUAAGAGUGGGUUGGAAGGUCCCAUACUGGUACUUCUGCAUGGCGGGGGACAUUCAGCACUCUCUUGGGCAGUUUUCACAGCUGCUAUGACGAGCCGUGUUACCUGCAGAGUUUUAGCAAUGGAUCUCAGAGGUCAUGGCGACACUCAGGUUCGAAACACUGAUGACCUCUCAGCACAGACAAUGUCCAAGGAUGUGGCCAAUGUGGUGAGAGCUAUCUAUGGAGAGAUCCCUCCCUCUUUGCUCCUGGUGGGACACAAUAUGGGCGGAGCAAUUGCAAUUCACACGGCAACUGCCAAUCUGAUACCUUCAGUGGUUGGACUGGUCGUCAUUGAUGUUGUAGAAGGCAGUGCCACAGAAGUACUACACAGCAUGCAGAAUUUUCUCAGAGGGAGGCCGAAGACAUUUAAAUCUAUAGACCAUGCCAUAGAGUGGAGUGUAAAAAGUGGCCAGAUCAGGAACUUGGAGUCUGCAAAAGUAUCGAUGGUUGGUCAAGUAAGAAGGUGUGGAAGUGUGGAUUUGGCUCAGUCGGAACAGCUUCACCCUAUCUAUGAUGUCAUAGCCGAGAGACACGAGGAGUUCUAUGACCUCAACUAUGUCACUGAUAAACCUGAUAAUCCAAGGACAGAGCCAAAGACACUGAAUAAUUACAGUUGGAGAAUCGACCUCUCCAAGGCAGGAAAGCACUGGGAUGGAUGGUUCCGGGGCAUCUCAAACCUUUUCCUCAGCUGCAACGUGCCAAAGUUACUACUUUUGGCGGGUAUAGACAGACUGGACAGAGAUCUCACUAUUGGCCAAAUGCAGGGAAAGUUCAUGAUGCAGGUACUGGCCCACUGUGGACAUGCAGUUCAUGAGGACAUCCCAGAUAAAGUGGCCGAGGCCCUAGCAAGCUUCAUGAUCCGACAAAAGUUUGCUGAAGCUAAGAGUGGCAACAAGAGAAAGUCGCUGAAAGAAAACAGGAUAUCUCCUCCAGAUCUGAAGAAUGGAACAUCAAACCAGACACCAUUUUCACCAUUUUGACUGUUCUCAUCAUGUAAAAUGAAAAUAUUUAUGUCAAGAUUACCAAGUUUAUCCUCAGUGUUGGAGAAUAACUUGUAAGAGCUUGCUUGUCUGUGAAAUGUUAACACAAUUAUGACUUUUAGAUCCGAGAUCUAGCUAUUUACCUGCCUGACUUAGAAGCUAUACACGUAUCUGUCAUAAUCAUAAUGUUUGACAUUCAACAAAGGUAAUUUGUGCUUAAUGUGAAGCAUGUAUUGUCCUAUUCUUAACAUAUUCCAGUUACAUUAAAACCAGUUUGUUCUGUGACAGAAAAUGUUCAUUGCUCUGUCAAUUGUGGCACAAGGGUUAAGGAGAACAAUCCAUAAUUAUAGACAACCUUCUGAAGAGAACAACAAAAAUACUACCCCUUUCUGAUUUCAGUAAAACAUGACAAUCGAAGCAAAUCUCUGUACUGGCAGAGUGCUUGAUCGCUGCAGGACUACUGCAGUUCUUUGGAUCUGCAAUAUUGCUACCAAAUUGUGUAAGUCUACAACCUGUAGUGACAGGCGUCUAGAGCAGGGAUUCUUGGCUUUACUGGACUGUGGCCCUUAUUACUUUUGUCUACUUGACUGAGGACCACCCAAGUAAUCUAUAGAAGCGAGAUUUCUUGUUCUACUCACAAUCAACCCUGUAUAAUUGCUCAUUUUAGGGUGUUAGGCAUUGGAAAUUAAGAUUACAAAUGCACAUCAAGGUAGUAAGUGUUACAUUGAAGAUAACCCCAGGUAUCUACAGUAACAGCAGUAUUGUUGUAAAGACUAUUUCUGACAUUGGAAAAUAAGGACAAUACUAUUGUGUGUUCUGCUAAGGUGCUGUCACAAGAGUUUUUUGUCAAAAGGCAAAAAAGCAGAAUAAAAAAAAGAGAUUUCACUACACAGACUAGAAAAUGUGCAACAUUCCUGUGGAUUUGGGAGCUGUUUAUUCAAUAUUCAUAUUUUUGUGGCUUCACCAUGAACAUAACUUUUAAAAAAUAAAAACACUGCAGCUUUAGUUCUACAGCAACAACAUAAAAACAACAACAGCAUAAAUAAUAACAAUCAUUAAUGAGAUCAGCUGUUUUUUGUGGGUGUACAGUAUUCAAAUAUCAGGAAUGAUUCUGUAAUAAAAAGCAGAAAAACAGUCCCAGUGUGGACUUAAUAAAACCCCCAAGAACAUAAACAUAUGUUCUGAAAACAAAGUAAUCAGUGAAUCAAAGUGCAGGUGCUCCAGGAGUCAAUUCAGCAGCAUAAUUUCAGUAGCCUGCUAAUAUAGUAAAGCUAUAUAAAGUGACAUAUCGGGUACAGUAUGUAGUUAAAACACAGAAGUACAAUUCAGAUUGGAUACAGUCCUGAACAUACAAUGUUAGGCUUAAUCUGCUUCUAAUAGGAGAACAGGUGUAGAUCACUACAUAAGAAUGCAUUGCCUUACAUGAUCUAAGAGGUUAUUAGUAAUGUACAUUAUUCCAUAUAAAGUACAGCAAGCUGAUUUUGUAUAGUACGGUAUAGAUGUAUAACGAUUUUCAACUGAUGGCAUUUCCUUC
Messenger RNA from Acipenser ruthenus (sterlet), 2734 nucleotides. Its product is annotated as protein phosphatase methylesterase 1-like. Gene Ontology annotation, molecular function: protein methylesterase activity. Lineage: Eukaryota; Metazoa; Chordata; Actinopteri; Acipenseriformes; Acipenseridae. Bases 40 to 1200 code for a protein of 386 amino acids. Gene Ontology annotation, biological process: protein demethylation. The record is from RefSeq and is a predicted model, not a curated record. The transcript has 14 exons.